Messenger RNA from Necator americanus (New World hookworm), 1083 nucleotides. RefSeq lists its product as uncharacterized. Lineage: Eukaryota; Metazoa; Nematoda; Chromadorea; Rhabditida; Ancylostomatidae. The transcript is spliced from 5 exons. Bases 1 to 1083 code for a protein of 360 amino acids. Gene Ontology annotation, molecular function: protein binding. The record is from RefSeq and is a predicted model, not a curated record.
AUGGAGUUGUUGAAUUCUGCAGUGAACUACAGCGGAAAGUCUAUCAAUGGAUGUUCGCUAUUACUUACGAGGAGGGUCAAAGUGCCAGGUAAUAUUUCCUUAGCGUGUGUCGAAUGGAAUUUGAACACAAAUUUCCUCGCAAGCGGCGGCUCUGGUGGACUGUUGAAGGUUAUAAAGUUGACGCAAGAGGACUCAGCGAUGGGAUCCGCAAUGAAUAUGCCAGUUAAUCAAGCUCUGGAGGGGCACAGCGGAACAGUCAUGUGUGCUGCAUGGAAUGAGGUACACCAGAAACUCACCACAAGCGAUUCAAAUGGUUUAAUUAUUGUUUGGAGUUUACACAAUGAAACAUGGUAUGAGGAAAUGAUCAAUAACAGAGGCGGGAAAAAGCAUCCGCUAUGCCCGUCGAGACUUCGCCAACCGCAAGAGGAGGACGAUUGCUCUCCGGAACCCAAAGGGAACAAUAAUUGCAUCGAGAAGGGAAAUAAAUGCAUCUACGACUUCUACUCUCAUCUCAUCGACAGUAAUGUCUACUUGCUUUCCCAUCAUCUGAGGGAAGACGGACAUGUCAUUCCAGAGGUUCUCCCUAUGAUAUGCUAUCAUGUCGGUAAGAAAAAGCGCAGCACCCGGUCGCAACAGAAUAAGACCAGAACACCUGAAGAACCUUCCGCCAGUACUCAUCAACACCUUGGCGAGGCUCUUUCACGUUACCUGUCGGAAUGCAAGGUUCCUAAAAAGUGGAAGACCAGCAAGAACGUGUUGUUGUAUAAAAAGGGAGAUCCACAUGACAUCGGCAACUAUCGUCCAAUCUGCUUACUGUCCGUCAUCUACAAGCCCUUUACAAGAGUGAUCCUUAAUAGGAUUGAAAAAGUCUUGGAUGAAAGACAGCCAUGCGAGCAAGCAGGGUUUCGAAAAGGAUUCAGCACGAUUGACCACAUUCACGCUGUUUCGAAACUCAUCGAAGUAUCACGAGAAUACAAGAUGCCGCUCUGUCCCACCUUCAUCGACUUGAAGAAAGCCUUCGACUCAGUUGAGACGGAAGCGGUCAUGAAGCCUUGGACAACCAAGGCCCUACUCAGCACAUAA